UGAGGGUGUGUCACCAUGGAGACGAGGCCGCUGCCAUUGGCUGGCGCCUCCGGCCGGGGCUAUAAAGCCGGGCCCGUAGCACGGUGCACUUACAGCGUCAGCCAGACUCAGCCGGUGUCGCCCGCGGAGCGGAAAGGGCAGGAUCUCGGCGCGGCCGUCGGUGACACCAUGGAGAACAACGAAUUCACUUACGAAGAUUAUCAGAGCACCGCUGAGUGGCUUCGGUCUCACACUACGCAUCGACCUCAAGUGGCAGUGAUCUGUGGUUCUGGGUUAGGAGGUCUGACUGCUAAGUUAACUCAGGUCCAGGUCUUUGAGUACAGUGAGAUACCCAACUUUCCCAAAAGCACAGUGCAGGGUCAUGCAGGUCGCCUGGUGUUUGGAUUCCUGAAUGGAAGAGCCUGUGUGAUGAUGCAGGGCAGGUUCCAUACGUACGAGGGUUACUCACUGUCAAAGGUGACAUUCCCAGUGAGGGUCUUCCAUCUUCUGGGUGUGGACACUUUGGUAGUCACUAAUGCAGCUGGAGGGCUCAACCCCAGCUUUGAAGUUGGAGACAUCAUGUUGAUCCGGGAUCACAUAAACCUUCCUGGUUUCUCUGGUCAAAACCCUCUCCGCGGCCCCAACGAUGAAAGGUUUGGCGUCCGUUUCCCUGCCAUGUCUGAUGCUUAUGACCGGAAUAUGAGGCAGAAGGCUUUGAACGCCUGGAAACAAAUGGGGGAGCAGCGGGAAUUACAGGAGGGCACCUACGUGAUGCUGGCGGGUCCCAACUUUGAGACUGUGGCAGAGAGCCGCUUGCUAAGGAUGCUAGGAGCAGAUGCUGUUGGGAUGAGCACAGUCCCAGAAGUCAUCGUCGCCCGGCAUUGUGGGCUUCGCGUCUUCGGUUUCUCGCUCAUUACUAACAAGGUCGUCAUGGAUUAUGCAAACCUGGAGAAGGCCAAUCACAAGGAAGUCUUAGAGGCCGGGAAAGCAGCCGCACAAAAACUGGAGCAGUUCGUCUGCAUCCUCAUGGAGAGCAUUCCUCCCCGCGAGCACGCCUCCAGCUGACGGGCCUCCAGGGUUUGUGCUGCUUCCCUGCUGGAGUCCAAAUAGCUGCCUGCUUUGGUCCCUUGCUGCUCUUAGAUUGUUGCAGAAAGGAAAGAGGAGGAUUCCUGCCCUUCACCUCCCCCUUACUCUUCCACCCUUCUGAUGUCCGUCCCUCUUGCUCAGCUGCCUUCUCAAAACUGUCUACCUUUCAGUCCUGGAGAACUGGAGCCCGUGCCCCACCACACUCGGGGUGUGUGUGUAAGACAGUACCUUCCAGACCUGGAGACCAUACUCGGGGUGCCCGCCUGGGCCAGUCUGGCUCCCCUAAAGCACCAGAGACCAACCCAAUACCUCUUGGAUUUUAUUUAGCACCAUAAUGUUUUGAGAAUAAAGAGAUCAAGUACUUU
This is a messenger RNA of Myodes glareolus (Bank vole), 1430 nucleotides long. It is a transcript of the gene Pnp, whose product is annotated as purine nucleoside phosphorylase. Gene Ontology annotation, biological process: nucleoside metabolic process. The record is from RefSeq and is a predicted model, not a curated record. Gene Ontology annotation, cellular component: cytoplasm. Lineage: Eukaryota; Metazoa; Chordata; Mammalia; Rodentia; Cricetidae. Gene Ontology annotation, molecular function: purine-nucleoside phosphorylase activity.